AUGUCGAUCAAAUUAAGAAGUGUUUUUAUCAGUGAUCCGGUAGAUAGUUCUUGUGCGGAUUUACUGACGAGCCAUGGAGUUCCGGUGACGGCUAAAUAUAAACUUUCCAAAGAAGACUUAAUUCAAGAAUUGCAGAAUCAUGACGGUUUAAUCGUCCGUUCAGAGACUAAAGUUACCCCGGAAAUACUUUCAGCAGUACCUAAUCUUCGUAUUAUUGGCCGUGCUGGAACCGGAGUUGAUAAUAUUGAUCUACAAACCGCUACACGUAAUGGAAUUGUUGUCCUUAACACUCCGGGAGGUAACAGCAUCAGUGCUUGUGAAUUGACGUGUGCAUUUAUCUCAGCACUUGCAAGAAAUGUACCUCAGGCAGCUCAAUCAAUGAAGGAGGGUCGCUGGGAUCGUAAACUGUACUCCGGAUUUGAAUUGUCUGAGAAGACUCUGGCAGUACUCGGUUUUGGACGUAUUGGUCGUGAGGUAGCCCUCAGAAUGCAAUCAUAUGGAAUGAAGAUUAUCUGCUUUGAUCCGAUGCUUAGCGCUGAAGAUACGGCAAAAGUUGGUGCGACGAAACUCAAUUUAGAAGAAAUUUGGCCACUCGCUGAUUAUAUUACCGUUCAUACUCCACUUAUUCCACAGACAAGAAAUCUCAUAAAUGCUGAUACUUUGGCCAAGUGCAAAAAAGGCGUGAGAAUUAUAAAUGUUGCGCGAGGUGGAAUUGUUGAUGAAGGAGCAUUACUUCAAGCUAUUAAAUCUGGUUAUUGUAGUGGUGCUGCACUUGAUGUCUUCGCUGAAGAACCACCUAAAAAUCCCGUAACAUUGGAACUUAUCAAACAUCCUCAUGUUAUUGCGACUCCUCAUUUAGGUGCAAGUACGGAAGAAGCUCAAAAGCGUGUAGCAGUUGAAAUAGCCGAGCAAUUUCUUGCUAUUUCUGGUAUUUCUGACAAAUACAGAGUCACCGGAAUAGUUAAUGCACCCAUUCUAUCAGCCGCGACAUCCGAUGAAAACAGAUCGUGGAUAGAACUUUCGAAAAAGUUAGGCCGAUUAGGCGCACGUUUUCUUAAAAAAUCAUCUAACCAAAAACUUUCCAGUGCGCCUAUUGAAAGUCAAACUGUUGGUAACGGUAUGCUCGCCAAAAAGUUUGUUCAUACCGCUGUUCUUGUUGGACUACUUGAAGGCCAAACUAAAAAUGGAUUAAACUUGGUAAAUGCCCCGAUGUUGGCUAAAGAUGCUGGUAUCGAGGUUAAAGAAAGUCAUGCGGACGGUGAAAUUGAUGCAGUUAUCGUCAAAGUUGGUUCGCACCAAGUUAAAGGAACUGUUCGCAACAAUGAUCACGUACUGCUAUCUAUUAAUAACGAUAAUUUCGAAAAUGGUAUUAUUUUAAGAAAUUACAUGUCAUUUUACCAAGCAACUGGACCAGGCUGUCUCGCCAAUAUUGUUAAUAAAUUUUCAUCUAAAUCUGUUAUCAUCAAAAGUAUUAAUGCAAAUGGAAACUGGCUUGCUAUUGAAACUAAUGAAGAUGUAACUAUUACAGUUGAAAAUAUGGAAAAUUUGUAA
This is a messenger RNA of Cotesia congregata, 1551 nucleotides long. The record is from the annotation of a GenBank genome assembly. NCBI's taxonomy places the organism in Eukaryota, Metazoa, Arthropoda, Insecta, Hymenoptera, Braconidae.